AUGAAUAUAAACUUCCCAGAACCACACAUCCACCUCCCCCAAGACCCUCACACCCACACAGCCAUCCUCCUUCACGGCCGCGGCAGCAACGGGCCCGAAUUCGCCGAGGAACUGUUUUCCUCUUCGACAUCGGCGGGUCAAAAUCUUCCCUCUCAUCUCCCAACCUGGCGCUGGGUAUUUCCCACCUCCAAAGACCGCUGGGACGAUCGCUUCCAGGAGGAGCUAUGUGCCUGGUUCGAUGCGUAUUCUCUAGAUGAUAUCACUGAGCGCCAGGAGUCGCAAGUUCCUGGAUUGCGGGAAUCUGUCUCUCAUGUUCUUGAUGUCCUGGGAAAGGAAAUCGAGCUUCUUAAUGGUAAGACCACACAUGUGUAUCUAGGUGGGAUUAGCCAAGGCAUGGCAACUGCAUUGUGGAGUUGGUUUUGCGCGAGUAGCAAGGUGAAGGGGAGAUUGGGAGGAGUCUUGGGCUUCUGUGGAUGGAUGCCGUUUGCGGAGAGGUUUGAGGAUGGGGAUUUGGAUCGGGGGAGACGGCUGGUAGAGUUUUGUUCGGAGGUUGUGGGUGUUUCUGCGGGUGAGGAUAUGAGGUUUUUGAAUACGCCGGUGCUUUUGGGCCAUGGGACGGAUGAUCCGAUGGUUUCUGUGGAGUUGGGGAGGCAGGUGGCUGGGAUUGUGAAGCGGGCGGAGGUGGAGGUCGAGUGGUUGGAGUAUGUUGGGGCAGAAGGGGAUGGACAUUGGAUUAAGGCGCCAGAGGGAUUUGAUGCCAUUUUGAGGUUUAUUCAGUCGGGGAAUGAGGGUGUGAAUUGGUAG
Messenger RNA from Aspergillus tubingensis, 804 nucleotides. RefSeq lists its product as uncharacterized. Gene Ontology annotation, biological process: protein depalmitoylation. The transcript has a single exon. Bases 1 to 804 code for a protein of 267 amino acids. Gene Ontology annotation, molecular function: palmitoyl-(protein) hydrolase activity; carboxylic ester hydrolase activity. Lineage: Eukaryota; Fungi; Ascomycota; Eurotiomycetes; Eurotiales; Aspergillaceae. Gene Ontology annotation, cellular component: cytoplasm. The record is from RefSeq and is a predicted model, not a curated record.